Molecule: messenger RNA, 1365 nt
Organism: Pungitius pungitius (ninespine stickleback)
Lineage: Eukaryota; Metazoa; Chordata; Actinopteri; Perciformes; Gasterosteidae
Gene: ppil6
Product: peptidylprolyl isomerase (cyclophilin)-like 6
Exons: 8
Coding region: 58-939 (293 amino acids)
Biological process (GO): protein peptidyl-prolyl isomerization
Molecular function (GO): peptidyl-prolyl cis-trans isomerase activity
Source: RefSeq, a predicted model, not a curated record
CUUGUUUACAACUAGUCAGACCACUUUUUGAACCAUUGACUGUUUCCUUUUUUAACGAUGGACACAAAAAUACACCUGGAAAUCACCGGGUUAAUUAACGAACAUAAUUUCCAGGUUGCCAGAAGUAUUGCCGAGGCCCUCAAACAGAAGUUUCCGGAGGCAUUCCUUGAGCCAAAAAUUCAACCCCUAAUGGAAAUUGACUGGCACACAUAUUUGUCCCAAAAGAAAAGGGAGAUGCGUGGUGAAGUGUGGCAGUACUCCAGCAGCCUGAUGUGCUUUGCAGACUCCGUUCUCCUUGGUAAUGAGAAGGAUCUCGCCUGCUGGGCCAAGAACCAGUGGAGUUUCUCUUUCACUCGACCACAGGCUUUCUAUAUGGCUCUCACUGAAGACUACUACACUAAACACCUCCGCAAAACUGGGCAACAGUUUGUCUUCAUGGACAUUGAAAUAGCCGGAGAGGAUGUGGGGAAGUUAUUGUUUCAGCUGUUCUCAGAUGUUUGUCCAAAGACAUCGAAGAACUUUGAGGCUUUGUGCACAGGAGAGCGAGGGCUGUCACAAAGUGGCUUCCCACUUUGCUACAAGGGCUCUGUGUUUCAUCGUGUGGUGCCUAAUGGCUGGGUCCAAGGUGGAGAUAUUUCUCCAGAAAGGAAAGGUGAUGGAGGGGAGUCAAUAUAUGGUCCAACAUUUGAAGAUGAGAGCUUUGCCGUGUCCCAUAGUAGACGGGGCACUCUCGGAAUGGCCAAUAAAGGCCCCCAUAGCAAUGGAUCCCAGUUUUACAUCACCCUGCAGCCAACCCCCUGGAUGGACAGGACCUAUGUUGCUUUCGGUCGUGUGGUUGAGGGUGUUGACGUCCUCAAGAGAUUAGAAGAAGCUGUUACUUGCAAUGAAAGACCCAAGUAUGAAUGUAGAGUUACAGAUUGUGGAGUGUUUAAAUUUUAAGUGUCUGAAUGCUUGUUUUUGUAUUUCUUUUCUUUUAUUGAAAUAAAAGAAGAGACAUAUGACUGUCAUUUGGUAUGUCUUUGCAAUUUUUCACACUCAGAUAAAGUAGGUUCUGUAUCUUUAUGUUGUCAACUAGCAUUUUGUGAUCACAUUCACAUCAGUUACUCUUUGUAUGUAUAUUUCAAUAUAUAUUUUUAGUGGUUACUUAGAGUGGAGGUUAAUCCACAAAAUACUUACAGGUAGUACAAAAACAUGCACAAUAUAUUAAAAUAUAUGUAUGACUUAUGAAUAGGGCGCAGAAGUUAUAUGAAUACAUUCUAAAUAACCCUGUAUCGGUUUUUGAAAUCAGUGAGAGGUAUCGUGUUUAUUCAACUGAAUUGUAAUUUUGUUUCACUUAAUUGAUUACAUAUAAACAACAGACUCUCU